GCAGAGCCGGCAAUGCCUCGCACUCUUUCGGCCACUGGCCCGGAACAAGGCGGAGCCUCCCUUCUUGGCCCGCGCCCGGCCGAGGGCGAGGCAGGUCUGUUGCCAGGGGCGCCGCCUCGCUCGGCAAACACAUUUGUCGGACGGCGCCGGGAGGGGAAAGAGGGAGGCGCGGCGAGCAAGAGACGGACCCCAAAUAGCUACAGAAGAACGUGGGGACGGGCGCCCUUGGUCAGAGGAGGAGGAGGUGGCGGCGGGUCCCGGAGAGCGUCCGGGCGUUGGAAGUUCGAGUCCUCUCGGGUCGCCUCUUGUCCGGGCGGGGCAAAAGAACCCUCGGCAGCAGCCGCAAUGGAUGAUUUUGCGGAGGAAGAGUCCUGUGACUUCGAUCUCCUGCCUGCGCUCUCAGAGGACGAGGAGAAUGUGUCACUCGCUGAUGUUCUAUCGCUGCAAGACAGCUGUCUUACUGAGCAAGCUAUCUGGGCUAUUUGCCUGGAGUGUACUCUGUCUUUGAAGAAUAUUGUCCAGUCUGCAAUCUUCCAGACACUUUGCAUUACCCCUGAUACUUUGGCUUUUAACACCAAUGGCAAUGUAUGCUUCAUGGAACAGAUUAGUGAUGAUCCAGAAGGUGCUUUUGUUCCACCAGAGAUUGAUGAAACUGGUAACACAUUUGAGGCCCAUCUGUAUUCCUUAGGAGCUACUUUAACAGCAGCACUAGAAUAUACAAUGGAAACUGAAGCAGAUCUGGAAUUUAGCCAAGAUCUGUAUGCUCUGCUUGGACAAAUGCAGAAAGAAAAUCCUAAAGAAAGGCCAGAUGUUGAGGUUGUCAUAUCAUUAUGCAAAGAGAAACUCAAGUUUUCCUCCCCAAGUGAUAUUUGCCAGGCCCUUUCGGCUGCUGGAAGAAAAAUGCUUUCAAUUGAAUCAUGUGGCACCUUUCAAGACAGUUCUGAUAACAUGUGGGAAGAAACAUUGUAUGAGAACCCUUCACCAUAUGAAGAGCGCCUAGAUGAUACUAGAACUGAGGCCGAGACUAGAACACCAUCACCAGAGGACUUGAUGUUUGCUAGAAAUGAAAAUUCUUCUGGCACGUAUGCUCCAAAUGACAGAAACAGUGAUAUAAAAAGCAUGAAAAUCAACAAGAAGGAGGAAAGAGUUUGCUGUCAAAGUAUUUCAACCUGGGUUACAAAAAGUCAAGAGAGGAGCGGUUCUAUGAAAUACAACAGGGAAUUAGAUGCUAAGCCAUAUGCAACUGGAGUGGAGACAGAUACAUUUGAGAGAUACUGUUUAAGGAAAGUUAGAACUUUUCCAACUGUAUCAUUUAACUCUGAGACACCCUCAAGAGCAUGUUUAUCUUUUAUAGGACAUAACACUUCACUGACAAGGACGCAGUGUCAGUUACAACCCGGAUGUAAUGAGAGUGCUAUGUUAGAAGGAAAAUUAAUUCAGUGUGAUCAUCCCGAAUCAAAAUCAGCAUCUCUUCCACAUAAUAAUUUUGGAGAACUUUAUCUGAGCCCAGAUACAUCUUCAGUGUAUCCAAACCACAUGACAUCCAGUAAUGACAAAGAAGCAGUGGAUAUUUUGCCAUAUUGUUAUGCUGUUUCUGAAACUUCAGGUCAAAAUAAUCCAUCAGAUGCAACAGAUGAAACAAAUCCUGGAUGCAAUGCAUUAGAAAACUAUUGUGUAAGAGAAUUCUGUAAUGAAGUUCCUCUAAAAUCAGGUCAAAACUGUUUAUUUUAUAUUAACAAGAUGUCUCCCACAUUCAUGGCCUUUAAGGAAGAAUGUAACCUAAGCAUGCUAAGAUCACCUGACGAAAAACACACUGAGAGAAAAGACUGUUGGACUGAAGAUAGACAAUAUGAAGGCGGGGACUCAGAAAUAGGAAACAAUGAGUGGGUUUUUCUGAAACAUCUGUUAAUACAGUACGGUAAACCAUUGAAAGAUUAUGAACUCUGGGCUUUAUGCCAUGAAUGUUUACUCACUCUGGAGAAAUAUACAGAUUAUCCAGCAUAUUUGUGUUUGGAUUCUGUAGCAAUAAAUCAUGAUGGAAGUAUUACUUUUGUUCCAUAUGGAAAUGAAGAAUCAUUGGAUAGGUUUUACUUGGCUCCUGAGGCAGCAGAAGAGGGUUUUAUUACUGAAAAGGCCUGUAUUUACUGUAUGGCUGCAAUUUUGUGGAGAGCGGCAAGAAGCAAUUUCCCACCUGAUCACAAAUUGGUGUUGCCAGGGCAACUGAAACAUUUUCUUCUGAAUAUGGCAAGAAGCAAGCCAGAAGACCGCCCUUCUCUAGCAAAUGCAAUUAAGAUUUGUCGUAGUUAUCUGCUUGAACAAAAUAUCAGCAGCAAGAUGAUUCUUGAAGUUUUAGCAAAAAUGGCAUUUCAGGACUUCAGAGGAGAGGAUUCUUUUAAUGUUAGCUGGCCUUUUCAAAAUGAAAGUUGCUCAGGAAAUGCUAACUUAGGAUUUUUGCCUAUGAGCAAUGAAAGCAAACUGAUAGCCGUAGAAGGACCAGUUCCUUGCCAGUCACCUUUAAACAGAGAAAAGAUCAUGUUACCAAAUGCCUUCACUUCUUCAGCAACUCAUUUUAAACCUAUUAUUCUGCAUCAGAAUGUAAAUCAUAAAAUACCUUCCUUUAACUUUACACUGCUGUCCUGGAGCUCUGAUUGGGGCUGGCUACCAACCAUGAGCCUAUACAGAGAUGCCAUUACAACCCCUGUUAUAGACUGUGAAACUAUGACAAGAAUAGCAUCUGUGAGUAGCAGAAGUCCAAUACAUUCAAGUAAUGACAAUGAAAAUAAGAGUGAUGAAAUUUCUAAUUUGUCUACUACGUGUAUGAUGCCUGGUGCUCUGGAGCAUAAUAAAGAAGAACCAAAAAUACUACAACAGGAUUCCGAAGAGGAAUUUCCAAGCAAUACUAAUUGCUCUAACCCUAACUUACCAGUUUCUGACUCUUCAGAUGUGCCUCAAGAGAAAUGCAUUUUGGAAGCAUCUCCCUUGGCUAACCCCGAGUCUACUGUCCCAUCUAGUAUGACUUUUAUAAAUAAUUUUCUUUUAAAGCAGGAUCCAGAGACGAGGGUUUUGACUCUUGUACCCGUGCAGAUAGCAGUAUCAGAGCAAAUACCCAAUAAACCCCUCCAUUCAAAAGCAACUUACAGCUGUUGUCCAAGUUUACAUGUGCUCCUUUCGGAACCUGCAAUGACCUAUGAUGCUAACAGAGCCUUACAAACAAGUUUAUCCUUAAGUAAUGCAAUCAAGGAUCAAUUCUAUCAUGAUCAAAAUAAAUGUGGGGACAUAAAGGUGAAGAUGGGUGGUUUAACGCCAACAACAAUUAAUAAAGAGACUCAAACCAAGUGCUAUGAAAGUAAUCCGUGCCUUGCAUCCUGGAAGAAAUCCAGUACAGAUGCAGAAGAUAGAUUCCUUUUAUCAGAUCACGCACUGGAUGCCUUGGUGGAUCAAAAUUCUGCUGGUUCAUUCAUCCUAGAAACGUCUCAGCAGAAUAAAGGAACACAGAAUGUUCCCUUGCAGAAUAUUGUGCAACUUAUCCAAGAAGAGUUUGCAUUUGAUAAAUCUCAGGACAAAGUUGCAGAAGCCCUGGCUAUAGGUAAAUAUAUUUUCACCUUAAAGGAUCUCCAAUACAAUACAUUCUGUAAUGCAGUUUCUGAGAAAUUUUGUCAACUUUACUGGGACGAAAAAUUGCUAGCAAAUCUUUAUGGUGCAGCAAAUGAUAGAACUGUGGUACCUGAAAGAAUUAAUGAACCACAAUAUUUAAGCAAGACUUUCCAAAGCACACCAAAUACUUUUCUGAGUGGAAGUGAGGAAGCAAAAGUUCAUGUUGCUGGCAUGGAUUCCGAUGAGAAGGAAGUUGAAACACAAACUCUCCUGGUUGGAAUGCAGAUGGAGGGAGAAAGUUUACAGACCGAAAAGGGUUGCAGUCGGCCACAUGUUACAGAAACAGAACAAAAGCAAGAAGAAAUUCAAGAAAGAAUGGAAGAAAAUAUAUAUUCCAGCUCUUCCUCUCUUUCUGAAUUGCCUGGAUUUUAUCCCGGUUGGAGCAGUGCAUUCUAUGGCUCAGAAUGGUUCAGUCUAGAUGUACACAAUUAUUUUAGAAAACUUGGAAAACAAAAAGCUCGUGGAACUCAAAAUAUCGAUGCUAAAAAAAUGGAACUUGACCAGCUGAUAAUGAUCGAGACAAAAAAUUACAGGAAGACCAUAACCUUCCACCAGAGGCUGUUGUAUAAAGAGAGAAGCAGCAAAGGUGGAGAAAUAAAAGCUUUGUUGCCAAAGCUGGAGAGACAGAUAGAAGAAAUGAAAUCAAAGAUACAGUUUCUUGAACUCGUGAAGAAGUAUCUCCAGAUUCUGUAUGCAGAAAAAUGGGGUGUUGAGCCAUGCAACUUUCUUACAGUGGUUAAUAUGGGAAGAAAUGAACCAUCGGACAUCAGUGCCUUAGAUGGCAUGUUACUUUUUUAUCAUCUAAGCAAAACCCCAAGUGAAAUUCAGUAUAAUGACAGUCAGAAUUGCCCAAGAAGUCUUCAAGCCGGAACGCCACUUGCAUUAAUGGCAUAUCUGUAUUCCAGAAAUGCAUUUUUAAAAGGCUAUGUUCAACAGUUUCUAUUCACUUUUCGCUACUUCUGCUCACAAGAGGAACUUUUACAAUUUAUUCUUGAUAGGAUCAGAAUUACCUUGCCAGGCUCCAGCCCAGAAUCUUGUUCAUUGUUCAGCAAAAUAUACCACCGUAGUUUCUCCAUUCUUCAAGCUUGGAUCGAAGACUGUUACACCGUAGACUUUAGCAUAAACCCUAAUUUCAUGCAAAUAUUAAAAGACUUUAUCAUUUCUCAGGUAGUUCCACUCAAUGGUUGUGGCAGACAAUUGCUGUCAUUACUUAAUAACGUUGCUAGUAAAAAAGAGAGAAACGUUUCUCAGUUCUGCAAGAUGGAAGUCUGGGAACAAGAGAUGGAGAGGCGUGAAACACGAUCGUUACGUUUUUCAUGCAAAAGAGAUACAGGAAAUGUUUUACAAAAGCAUCUUAGCCGGAGACUCUCAAAAGGCACUGAAUCCCAGUUGUGUUAUAGACCCGCAACAGAAGAAUUAUCUGGCUUCUGCCUCAACAUAGCUGAGGCUCCAUAUUUCUUAACUGAAUAUACUGCACAACAACUUUAUUGUCAGCUGACAUUAUUAGAACAGGAAAUAUUCCAUAAAUGUCAUCCAGUGCAUUUUCUAAAUUCAAGACUGCUCGGGGUCAACGAUAAAACUAUGCUUCUCCCAAAGGCUUCUUCCUCUGAAUUGCUCUCUUCUCCAGCCUAUAACCUUUUUGUGAAAAACUGUGUCCAAGAUGAUUACCUCCUGCAGCUUUUAAAAUAUGCAGAUAACAUCAGUACCUGGGUUGCUGCUGAAAUUGUCAGCAGCUGCAGCUCUAAGGUACAGAUGAAUUUGGUAUCAAAAUUUCUCUUCACUGCCAAGUGUUGCUACAAGCAAAGAAAUUUUGCCACUGCAAUGCAAAUCCUCAGAGGUCUGGAAAAUCUCAUUGUCAGACAAUUGCCUAUUUGGAAAAGCUUGCCUUCUAAAGUUUCUGACAUACUGGAAGAACUGAAGGCUGUAGAGGUAUUUUUAAAAAGUGACAGCUUGUGCUUAAUGGAAGGGGAGAGAUUUAAAACAUCUCCAACAAUUCCAUCAGCUCAUAUUCUAACUAUGCACAUACAGCAACUUGAAACUGGAGGAUUUACGAUGCGAAAUGGCACAUAUAAGUGGACCAAACUUAGAAAUAUUGCGAAGGUUGUGAGCCAAGUUCAAGCAUUUCAAGAAAACCCCUACAUGUUCCCACCAGAUUGCCAAUUACAAGAUUUCUUAAGACAAAGAAUAGCUUUUCUUAAUGAUGCAGACAUCUUUGCAUUAGCAGCUGAUAAUUAUGCCAACUUUCAUCAGAAACCUGAAAAGCAAUCUCGAAAAAUACAAGAUGCCUUACACAGGAUGAAAGCGAUGUUUCAGUGACGUUUAUAUAUCUCUCAGGCCAUUUUUUAUUUAAAGAAACAUCUUCCCAGAUCAGUUACUAAAAAGCUGUCCAGGUAGUCCUCGACUUACUACCACAAUUGACCCUAGAAUUUCCAUUGUUAAGCAAGGCAGUUGUUAAGUGCCUCAUUUUAUGAUCUUUUUGCCAUGGUUGUUAAGCAAAUCACUGCAGUUGCUAAGUGAAUCGCGUGGUCAUUAAGCUAGUCUGGCUUCCCUCAUUGACUAUUUUCAUUUGAGUUUAUCCCUUGAAAUGGAUACAAAAAAUGUAUUAAAAAUCCCCAUUUAUAGAAAAUAUACAAUUCCAUCAAGAGAGUAAAAGAAUCGAAAUGGAACUAGGCUGGUCACAUAGCAAGAAGACCUGAUGGCAGCUGGACCAAUGCAGUCAAAGAAUGGAUCCCACUUGAUAAGAAGCGUCCAUGAAAGAGACCUAAAACAAGAUGGAGCAACGACAUCAGCAAGUAGUGCGGUCCCAACUGGCAAAGAAAAGCUCAGGACCCAGAAGACGCCUUCAUCCUGCAGUGGAUAGACAAUGGCUAGAAUGAGGAUGAAUCACCAUUUUGAAAACAAUGUUGAUUGAGAUUUGCACUUGGCUCAGUUUCUGUUUGGAACUGCCAAACCUUUGGAGGCAUGUGCAAGAUUCCUGCUGUUAGUUCCUUCAUUUAACAAUAAAUUAGCUUCAGAAGAACAUAUUAAAGGUAUAUAAAGAAAUUAAGACUAAAUCCUUUCCCACCUAUUUUGUCUUGAAGAUAGAGAUUACAGAUAAAGAUCAAAUCUGAGUAUGUCUUAUAAGAAGACCCUGUUUUUCACAAAUAUUUCACUAUCUUAAAAAAAAACUCAGCCCGAUUACCUUUGGAGAAACAGUGGCAUCCAUAGGGGUGGAUCUACAAAGUCAAGGGGGUGAUUAGAACCACAAAAUCAGCCUUGCUCCUUUUUAAUGUGUGAUGCAUUCAUGAUACACAAAAGAGAGCGGGCUUGGAUUGUGUGAUUAUGUCUGCCAGCUUGAGAGAGAGAGAGAGUCCCCAUAUAUCUCUUCUGUUGGGCUAUCUCAAGUUUUGCUAUUUGUUCAUUUUCUCCACUUUAGGUGCUUCAUUCAGCAAGUUCUUUCCCAAGAAUCUUGUUAUGAGGAACAAACCACAGAGGACAGACAAAUAAUAAAAAAAAAAUUCUGCUGCACAUUCUCUGUGGUUUCUGCAUAAAAAGUCUGGCAGAGAAACUGCCAAUGAAAUAGGAGCAGUGAACAUCUCUGGAGCCAACAGCUCUUACUAUGUGGCCAAAGGAGAAACUGGAGACAAAAGUUGACAACAUUAAAAAAAGGACAAGAACUGGAUGCAGCCCAUAGGCAACCAGUUACAAGCCACUAUCCCAAAAGUGCUUUUUCCUUUGGGAUAAUUAUGACCUGGGUGGCUGAAAAUCUCCAUAGACAUUUACAAGCCACUAGUUUAGCUCAAUAAUGACCUGAGAGGGCUUACGCUGAUUAUUUGAGUUCUUUACUUCAAUCUAGGAAUAGACAUUCAAAACACAAUUCAAAACAGAACCCCACAAUGGCCAUACAGCUAGGGCCCCUCAUCAGAAUGAAGUAGCAGUUAAAGUCCUCCAUCUGAUAACAUGCAGGAGAUCUGUUGAGAGCUCCUCUUGUUGUUUGGGAGAGGCGGAAAGUAUCAGAAGACAAAAAGAUGCAUCAACAAGAGGUAGUCCUACCACUCCCACUAAGUGCCUCCAAGGGAAUGUAUCCCUCUAAUGACAAAAUCGUUUUUGGUCUCAAUUACCUAAUGCUACCCAAGUACUCAUAUAGUGUCAGCUCCACAGGUAAUAAGAAAAUGUUUAGUUGCCCACUUACUCCUAACAUUCCUUCACAUACAUCUAUUAAGUUUUGGGGGUUGGCAUGGCCUUCUAAGAUUGAAUUCUCAAUAUGCAGAAAUGAUUAGACCUGAAUUUGGUUUCUUAAGUCAGAAUAGCUAAGCUGAAAGCAGAGCCCAAUUCCAAAUCAUAACCACCGAUUUGUGUUUUUUUUUUUAAAAAAAAAAUCAUGUUCAAUAUCUACUAUUCUUAUAUCAACUCUGCUAUUUCUAGCUUAUGGUUCUAAGGCAGCAUAUGAUUCCUUUUCAAAAAUAAUUUUCGUACAAAUUUGCAAACGAUGCAUUUCUAUGUGUGCUAUGUAUGUAUUUGAUUGGAGUGACUUUGUGUAUGCAUGUACUUAAGCUUUCAUUUUUUUUCCUAUCAUUUUCUAUUAAAACAGCACCUGUUAAACAA
This is a messenger RNA of Crotalus tigris (Tiger rattlesnake), 8238 nucleotides long. RefSeq names its product kinase non-catalytic C-lobe domain containing 1 (gene KNDC1). The record is from RefSeq and is a predicted model, not a curated record. Bases 13 to 5970 code for a protein of 1985 amino acids. The transcript has 31 exons. Gene Ontology annotation, biological process: small GTPase-mediated signal transduction. Gene Ontology annotation, molecular function: guanyl-nucleotide exchange factor activity. NCBI's taxonomy places the organism in Eukaryota, Metazoa, Chordata, Lepidosauria, Squamata, Viperidae.